CGUGUGUUGCUGAAAUGGAAAAGGAGGCUGGAAAUAAUUCUAGGCAUUGCCCGGGGUGUAAACCACCUGCAUGAGGGCGUCGACGUUGUAAUUCUUCACAGGGAUUUAAAACCAGAAAAUGUGCUGUUGGAUGACGGAUGGAACGUUAAGGUGGCAGAUUUCGGGACAGUGAAAUUGCUCGUUUCUGGAGCAGAAGGGGCUCAGACAAGAAUAGGCACACCUGCAUACAUGGCUCCGGAGUACGUUCUAGAUGAAAACCGGACAACACUAAAAUGCGAUGUCUAUAGCUUUGGGGUUACAUUGUUGGAGACACUCAGUGGCCGAAGGAAUUCUAUGGGGCUAAACAGCCUCAUUUCAUACGCCUGGGGGUUGUGGGAGGACAUCAACCGCGACAUUAUGGAUCUUCUUGAUCCCGCGGUUACACCUCUACCGACCGAGCUCGUUCCUCAGCUACGCAGGUGCAUCCAGAUUGGGCUUCUUUGCGUCCAGGGACUUCCGGACGACAGGCCACUCAUGUCGGAGGUUGUUGGAAUGUUAAAUGACAACAGCUUAAACCUUGCUCCGCCCAGAGCGCGCAUGGUUCAGUUGCCUGAACUUCGAGAGGCAGACGCCGCAGUGCCGAUAGAUUAUGAGACUGUCAGUGAUGCCAAUCUCCGCUGGCAACACAAUAACGGCCCAAGGCUACUGGCUGGGCCAAGGAUAGAUGGCCAUGACGAUGGGAGCGCACUCCUGUAACUGUAAAGUUGCAGUCUUGCAGAGCAACUGCUCGCAAUAUUCUAUAUUAUUGUAUCUUUGUUGUGCUUUUAUUUUGCAGGUAUCUUUGUUGUCCUUUCACUAUUGAGUGUCAUUUCUUUUUGAGCAAACAUUAUUAGAAGG
Molecule: messenger RNA, 876 nt
Organism: Setaria italica (foxtail millet)
Lineage: Eukaryota; Viridiplantae; Streptophyta; Magnoliopsida; Poales; Poaceae
Product: cysteine-rich receptor-like protein kinase 10
Exons: 3
Coding region: 229-735 (168 amino acids)
Biological process (GO): protein phosphorylation
Molecular function (GO): ATP binding; protein kinase activity
Source: RefSeq, a predicted model, not a curated record